AUGGAAAAUUCUGAAACUAUGUAUUGCCGCUUGUGUGCUGAACAAAAGAACGCUGCUGAUAUAGUUAAUCGUGAUAACAUCGUACAGAAUUUCGGUGAAGUAGUUUCUAAAUUGUACUUCUUGAACUCACUUUUCAUAGAUUUAUUUAAAAAGGAACAAAUGCUGCCGAAAACGGUUUGCGUAAGUUGUUACGAGGGAUUGAAUAAGGCUUACGCAUUCGUGAAUAAAGUACAAAAAGCUCAAGAGUUAUUAGUUAAUAUAUUCCCCGAAAACAUUGAAAAAUAUGCUUCAUCAGACGACGAUAAGGCUGGUAUCGACGAAUUCUUAAACCCAGCAGAGCUGAGCGGUAAUGAAGACGUAAAACAGGGAUCCAUAGAAAUAGAAGUACCGAUACCAGCACCAGCUAAAGUUGAAGUCAAGAAAGAACCGAAAGAUGAGGUUGAUAAUGAAAGUCAGGAAAGUACAUUUGACAACACCCUAAAUGUCCAAGACCUGUUAAACGCAGCCAUGUGCAAUGUGCCAUAUUCCGAAGUAACAUUAUAUGCUAAAGAAGUUAAAGAUGCAAGUAAAAGAUCGAUAACAUCGUGGAAAGAGUACCCGUGGCUCUGUGCCCACUGCGAUAUAGAAUUUCUGGAUAUAGCAACACUAAGGAUGCACUCGAAAAUGACACACGGCAAGUGUAACGCAUUCGUGUGUAUAGAUUGUGAUAAUUGUGGUACCGGAGACUUUGAAUAUUUCAUUAAUCAUGUUAAGUCGCACAGGAAGAGGCUCAGGAAAAGAUGUUACUAUUGCGAUGAAGUUGUGAAUGAGGAACUACUUCUAGAACACAUUCAAGAACACAUACAGAAGUUCCAAGUACCAUGUAACAUUUGCGGAGAGAUUUUAGACAAUAGCGAAGCUCUGUUCAAACAUCUAGAAGAAUACAACUCGACGAAACCCAAACGGAAACCCAGAAGAAAGAGAGGGACUCCGCUGACCGUUGAAGAUCUAACAUGUGAAUUAUGUAAGAAAGUAUACAAGAAUCCUAAUAGUUUACGUGAUCAUAUGAAAAUACACAAUGGUGAUAGAAAGAGGAAUUAUACUUGUGAUCGGUGUGGAAAAAUGUUCUACAACAAAGGCACUCUAUCAUCCCACAUCUUAGCCCACGACCAAAUCAGGCCUCAUAUAUGUAGAAUAUGCAAUAAAUCGUUCCUAUUCCCAAAUAUGUUGCGACGGCAUGUUGAAAUGCACUCCGGUGUAAAACCUUUCUCCUGUGAACAGUGCGGCCGCUGCUUCAGAUUGCAGUACCAACUUAACGCACAUAAAAUUAUACAUACGGAUUCUAUGCCGCACGUCUGCCAAUAUUGCAAUAAAGCGUUCAGAUUUAAGCAGAUAUUAAAGAAUCACGAGAGACAGCAUACGGGCGCCAAGCCGUAUGCAUGUCAGAAUUGCGGCAUGGAAUUCACGAACUGGUCGAAUUAUAAUAAGCAUAUGAAACGGCGACAUGGUUUAGACACUUCUAAAAAGAAAAUCACGCCUGAUGGAGUUUUUCCUAUAAAUCCACAAACAGGACAAAUAGUUCAACUAAACGAUGCCAGUACGGAAGAAUGGAAAACGAAAAUCAUGGUACCAGGAAAGAGAGGCAAAAAGAAGAUUAUAAAGAAGGUUGAAGAUGUAGCAUAG
Danaus chrysippus (African queen) is the source of this 1662-nucleotide messenger RNA. The record is from the annotation of a GenBank genome assembly. NCBI's taxonomy places the organism in Eukaryota, Metazoa, Arthropoda, Insecta, Lepidoptera, Nymphalidae.